Mytilus trossulus (common blue mussel) is the source of this 1906-nucleotide messenger RNA. RefSeq lists its product as uncharacterized. The record is from RefSeq and is a predicted model, not a curated record. The transcript has 2 exons. Bases 127 to 1854 code for a protein of 575 amino acids. Gene Ontology annotation, molecular function: zinc ion binding. NCBI's taxonomy places the organism in Eukaryota, Metazoa, Mollusca, Bivalvia, Mytilida, Mytilidae.
AUCGAGUAUGUGUAUUUACACAAAGUUUUGUUUACACAAUACAGUACUUUAGUACAUGACUGUUCGUUGUGCAAUAACAUAUAUUGGUUAUUUACCUUACGAUAUAACAAAUCAUAUUGACAAAUUAUGGCAUCUACCAGCAGUAUUUUAUGUACCAUAUGUGAUUUACGACAUAAUCAAAUUCCCGCUAGAGUAUGGUGUCCAGAAUGCGACGAAGGACUGUGUGUCAACUGUCAAGAGCAUCAUGACCUUGCACGUUUAACGAGAGAGCACCGGUUGAUUAAAGUCGAAGAAUACGACAAACUGCAUCCUCUAAUGCAGAACAUCAAACAGUCCUGUGAGAAACACAAUGACAUAUUCGAAUAUAUCUGUCCUCAAGAUGAAACGCUUUGUUGCCGGAAGUGCAUCACCACUCAACAUAAAACAUGCACAAAUUUCAUGACCUUAGAAGAUGUCAUAUGUUCAUCGACGUCAUCAGUUUUGUUUGACGCUGUUGAGCGAAAUCUAAAUUGCCAGACAAGAAAUCUUGAAAUGGCCAAAAAAGAUCGCGAUGGAAAUAAAAAAUUGGUCAUAGAGCAAAAUGAAAAAUUUAGAAAAGAUAUCAAAACUAUGCGAGAGAAAAUAACAGAGUAUUUAGACCAACUGGAAAAGAAGACAUUUGACGAAUUGGAUUACUCCACGGAGUUACAAAAGAAUGGAAUAAGUAAGGUUAUUGAAGAAAUAAGUGAAAAGUCAAGGGCUCUCGAAAAGCUGAAAAAUGACAUGAUGAUCUUGAAAGCAAAUAAAAUAGAUCUAAAAGCUUUCUUAGCGAUGAGAAAAUUGAAUAAAGAUGCAACACUCUUAGAAUCAGAUAUAAAAGACUUCAUGCAGUCGUCUAAAUUUGAUAGGAUAAAUGUAGAUAUGAGUAUUGCAAGUGAAAUUGCUACUUUCUUAGCUAAGAUUAAAUAUCUAGGGACUGUGAGAAUUGUAACUAGGCCCCGAGCAAUAUCUAUGAUAGACUGGAGAAGAGGUAAGAUUCAAACAGCGAGAGAAGUACCAUCUAAACUUAUUACGAAUUGCGAAACCAGUCUGGUGCUUUCGUCAAAAAUCAAUGCACCCAAAGGAAAAGCCGGUAUAAGCAUCACUGGUUGUACACUAUCACCAUCCGGUCAAAUCUUACUGGCUGAUUUUUCUCCAAGUAAACGGAUUCUUACCAUUAAUGGAAAUGGAACAUAUGAGAAAGAUAUCAAUUUUAUAGACGUACCAGUGUUCGAUCUAACUUGUAUAGAUUCGACAAAAAUUGGGUUUUCCACCGGAAGUUAUCGCGAGGUGAAAAUUAUCGACACAGCUGCUCAAACAGUAUCAGAAAUAACUAGAACCUCUGGUAAUGUGUAUGGAAUCACUUCAGAUGAAGGAAGAUUGGUUUACUGUGUGGCAAAGCAAAAUAUAAAAUCUUUUAAUAUGAGCGAUGAAACUGAAUCCGAGAUUCAAAGCGGGAAUUUGAAAAACAACUCAUAUGUUUGCUGUUUCGAGAAUCGUCUUUACCACACAAGCCAGAAUGGAUUAUCAGUGAGCUGCAGUGAGUCAAACGGAAAGGUUUUGUGGACGUUCUGUUCCGAAAAACUCAAACAACCACGUGGUAUUACCGUAGAUAGUAGACGAAAUGUAUACGUAGUGGGAGAGGCCUCGAAUAAUUUGAUAGUUAUAACGGGAGACGGAUCCAAGUUUACUGAGUUAUUAACAAAGACCGACGAACUUAAAAAGCCAACAGCAGUUUGUUAUGAUCGAAAAAAUGAUGUUAUUAUUGUGUGUAAUAAAGACGGCUGUGUAUUCAUUUAUAAGGUUCAGCAGUGUGAAAAAGUAGAAAGCCAAUAAAGAAACACAACUCAAAGUUUGACAGUUGUAGCAAAUAAUAUUGAAAUAAAAU